UUCCGUGCAAUUAGGAUGCGAAUCACCUCAAGUAGACCUAUAUAAAGUGAUUUGUGUUAUGAACAACACAAUUUUAAAGUACAGUGAUGUCAUUGCAGCGAAUUUUCAUCCUAAUGAGUUGUUUUUAAAUCGUUUUGCACUCUAAAGAAUUUUUUUCCUGAAGUUUAACAAUAUGAUUUUAUUGCUAAUCUACGAAAUAGCGUUGGUAGUAUGGUGUGCAAGCAGUUAUGAGAAUGUGGCAUUCAGCAAACCAACAUGGCAAUCACAGCAAUAUAAUCCUGGAAAUGCUUUGUUCAACUCCAGUAACGCAGUAGAUGGUAAAAAAUCAAACCUCAAAGCUUGGGGAGGAGAAUGUGUUAUAUCAGCCGCUAGGUAUAGAACUGCCACUUGGUGGGUGAAUCUGGAAUCAGUAUACAGCAUCCAUGACAUAAGAAUUUAUUAUAGGACAGAUAAUGCUGUGUGGGAUGCAACAAACGGCUACACAAGAAGAUUUCUUGGAUUUUAUGUUUAUGUGUCAAACACAACUAACCGUCUUGAAGGCUACUUAUGUUUCCAUGAUACCAACUACACAAGGGCAACUAUACCGUCAAUUGCCAAUAUAACCUGUCCUGUACACGGCCAAUACGUCAUCUAUUUCAAUGAGAGACUUCGUGGCACCAGUUAUCCAUCUGGAUAUUCAAUAUACGCUUUUAAUGAACUUUGUGAGGUGGAAGUAUACGGUUGUAUACCUGGCUUUUAUGGCUUGGACUGUUUCAUCCCCUGUCCUGAGAACUGUCGUUAUUGUCACAUAGAGACUGGGGUGUGUUCCUGGUGUAAACCUGGAUAUCAGGGCUAUCAAUGCGAAAAUGAAUGCGAUGGUGGUAGGUAUGGACAGGAUUGUGGACGGAUCUGCAGAACGUGUCUGGAAAAUACACAAUGCAAUUACAUCAAUGGUUCGUGUCUUGAAGGCUGUGACGCUGGGUACGAAGGAACAUUAUGUGAUAGUGAAUGUUCUGCAGAAUAUUUUGGAUAUAAUUGUGAAAAUAAAUGUAACGACAACUGUGGUGUACCAAACAAAUGUAACAAGACGACGGGUGAAUGUGAAGGUGGAUGUCAGGCAGGUUGGAAGGGCCUCCUUUGCAGUGAGCAAUGUGAUGAUAACAGAUAUGGACAGGAUUGUGGACAGAUAUGUGGAGCGUGUCUAGGAUAUAAACAAUGUCACUACAUCAAUGGGUCUUGUCUAGAAGGAUGUGAUGCUGGAUAUGAAGGAAACCUUUGUACAAUGGGUUGUUCAACUGGAAAGUUUGAAAAAGACUGCAGUGAAAAUUGCAGCGUUAAUUGUGUGGUAGCUACAGUAUGUCACAGUGUUACAGGAGAAUGUCCGAAUGGAUGUCAGCCUGGUUGGGAAGGGAACCAUUGCGAAAGGCUUCAAGUAGAGGAUAAAGAAAACUGCCACCCAAGCUUUUAUGGCAUCCUUGGCGCAUUUUUGGUAUCUGUUACAGCCAAUGUCGUCUUCAUUGCUUAUAUCUUGCUUAAGAGAAAAAAUGAGAAAAGAAUGACUGAACCAACAAUUGAAGAAAAGUUCAAUAAUGAGAAAAGAAAACCGAGUGACAUUUAUGAAAAUUCGGAUAAAAAUGUCACUGGAGAUUACCUGGAACUAGGCGAGUUGGAGAACCACUCUCAUUAUGAUGCACUCCAGUAGCUGGGACUGGAAUAAAGGAGUUGGAUACGACG
Saccostrea cuccullata (small rock oyster) is the source of this 1713-nucleotide messenger RNA. RefSeq names its product multiple epidermal growth factor-like domains protein 10. The transcript has 10 exons. The record is from RefSeq and is a predicted model, not a curated record. The coding region runs from base 173 to 1681 and encodes 502 amino acids. Gene Ontology annotation, molecular function: scavenger receptor activity. Lineage: Eukaryota; Metazoa; Mollusca; Bivalvia; Ostreida; Ostreidae.